Molecule: messenger RNA, 3390 nt
Organism: Phoenix dactylifera (date palm)
Lineage: Eukaryota; Viridiplantae; Streptophyta; Magnoliopsida; Arecales; Arecaceae
Product: auxilin-related protein 2-like
Biological process (GO): clathrin-dependent endocytosis; clathrin coat disassembly
Cellular component (GO): vesicle; cytoplasm; intracellular membrane-bounded organelle
Molecular function (GO): clathrin binding
Source: RefSeq, a predicted model, not a curated record
GCACCAUCCACAGCCCCCCCCCCCCCUUCUCUCGCCUCCGCAGGCUCGCCGCCGAUAACCGGAGCUCCGCGGCGAUCGAAGCCCUCGGCCGAGAUCUCCAACCCCUGCAGCUCGAUCGCCGCCCCCCCGACUAUGGACGAGUUCCCCGGCCUCCUGGCCCGGGACUUCGGAUUCCGGCCCCAGGGAAAGAACGCACCCAUGGCCGCCCCCAAGGCCGCUUCCGUUGGCGGCGUCAAUAUUGGGUCCGGAUCUGCCCGAUCCUCCGCGUCGUCCAACUACGGGAGCAAGUCAAGAUCCGGCUGGAAUUCAACCGGCGAUUCCCUCUUCGGGGAUCACGGCGUUGGGAUCUCCGACAGCCGGAGCCCCCCGACCUACGACGACGUCUUUGGCGGCCCCCCGAGUAAAUCGAAUUCCUCCUCCCAUGGCCGCUCGGCGUCCGCUAACUCCCAUCCUUCUUUUGACUCCAUUUUCGAGGAUUUGAAGGAUUCCGGGGCGAAGCUGGCGACGAAGUCGCCCGUGUAUGAUAAGCCCGUCUAUGAUGAUGACAUAUUUGAUGGGGUUCCCGGAAUAAAGAGCUCAUCGGUCAAGUAUGAUGAUGUCUUUGCCUCGGUGUCGGCCGGAUCCAAUCACGUCUCGUCACCACCGUAUGAUGAUCUUCUUGAGAAUCUUGGGAAGGCAAUACCGGAGUCAAAGAGUGCGGUUGAUAAGAGAUCGGGGGAGCAGAAAGAUCAGGACUCGUCUGGAUUCGAGGAGCUGAUACCUGGAUUUGGCGGGAGCAGUCCUCUACAAAAAAGGGAGAUUCCAGAGACUAACCAACAAAAAGUUAAACCAACUGCAAGUACUCCAGAAGAUCCUUUUGUUGUUUUGGAAACAACAUCUACCUCGGCAUAUUCAUCCUCCGGGAUAUUCAAUGACCCUUUGGAACACAUUAGUAGGACUGCCAACUCUGGAAGCACAAAAGCUGAUGCUUCUGCCAGUGGUGUGAUAUUUGAUGAUGCUAAUGUGUUUGAUGGCUUCUCAAAUUCAAUGCCUUCGUAUACAAGUGAGAUGAAUGAUGACCAGAAGGGCAGGAACCCCCCAAAAAAUGUCCAGAGCACAAGCCCUGGGCAUCGUUUUGGGAAAGAACCACCGCAACGAUCUUCAAUGGAGGCUUUUGAAAAUAUUGCUCCAAAAAUGUGGUCAACUAAAUCUUCUGAUUCUCAGAAGUCUGUUCGUAGAAACAAUUCAGAUACAUAUGGAAGAAAUGCCAUGGCAGACCAAUCUCCCAAAUCUGAUGACCAUUUGGAAAGAGCAAGUGAUGCAUGGCUUACUGUUAACGAAAUUCCUCUCUUCACACAACCUACAAGUGCUCCAUCACCUUCAAGACCUCCUCCUCCACUUGUCAUUAAAGCGGCACCCUUUGUAGCAAAUGUUAGAAGAAGGGAUAAUGAAUCUUUUUCACAGUCUAGUCAAAGCUAUCCUUACCCUAAAGAUUCAGAGAAGAAAUCUGGUGUAUCUCCAAUAGAUGAACUAGAAGACUUUGCCAUGGGAAAGCCUCAAAUGUAUGCUCAUGAUCGUGAAGAAGUAUUCUCCAAUGAAGAAGAAAUUGAAACAAAUUCAGCUGCAGCAGCAUCUGCAGCUGCUAUGAAGGAGGCCAUGGAUAGAGCUGAAGCAAAGAUUAAACAUGCUAGGGAGGUAAGGGGGAGAGAACGAGCACAGCAAGAAAGAGAUGAAAAAGCAAAGUCAGAUGCCCAGGAUCUAGAAGAUAAUGAGAAACAAGAAAACCUAGAUCGUGAAUGGGAACAAAAGGAAAGGGAGGAGAAGGAGCAAAAGAGACUUGAAAGGGUGAGAGAACUAGAACUUGAGAGGGAAAGGGGAAGGGCAAGGCAAGCUGUGGAAAGGGCUACAAGAGAAGCACGGGAAAGAGCAGCUGCUGAAGCCCGUGCAAAAGCUGAGAGGGCCGCUUGCGGGAAGGCAGUAGCUGAAGCACGGCAGCGUGCUGAGAGAGCUGCAGUACAGAGGGCAGCGGCUGAAGCACGUGAAAGAGCUGCAGCAGAGGCAAGGGAAAGAGCUGAGAGGGCAACUGCAGAAGCUAAGGAAAGAUCAGCUGCAGAAGCCAGAGAAAAGGCUGCUGCAGCAAAGGAGAGGGCUGCUGCUGAAGCUAGAGAGAAGGCUGCAGCUGAAAGGGCUGCUGUGGAGAGAGCUGCAGCAGAAGCUCGGAUAAGAGCUGAAAGGGCAGCAGUAGAUAGAGCUAAUGCAGAAGCUCGUGAAAGGGCUGCUGCUGCUGCCAGAGAAAAACAGAACAAGACGGAAAAUGAUCUCGAGUCAUUCUUUGGUAUGGGUGCUCGAGCAAACAGUGCACCGAAGCAAAGUGCUACAUCCUCGGAGACUACGUUUGACACUCAAGCUCAAGGCAGGGGCAGUGCUGAUGGAGCUCGGAAGAAAUCUUCUGGUUCCUCAUCCACCAUGAAAAAAAAGGCAUCAUCUACAACACAUAUUGUGGAUGACUUGAGUUCCAUUUUUGGAGCCCCUUCAUCCUCGGGAGAAUUUCAAGAAAUUGAGGGAGAGAGCGAUGAGAGAAGAAAAGCUAGACUUGAGAGACACCAAAGAACGCUUGAGCGUGCGGCAAAAGCUCUGGCUGAGAAGAAUGAGCGUGAUUUGCAAACACAGAGGGAGCAGGAAGAGAGACAUAGGAUUGCUGAAACACUGGAUAUUGAGGUAAAACGGUGGUCAGCAGGGAAAGAAGGCAACUUACGGGCCUUACUAUCAACAUUGCAAUAUGUGCUUUGGCCUGAAUGUGGCUGGCAGCCUGUUUCUUUGACUGAUUUAAUUACUGCUGCCGCGGUAAAAAAGGUUUAUAGGAAAGCAACCUUGUGCAUCCAUCCUGAUAAGGUGCAACAGAAGGGCGCAAAUCUUCAACAAAAGUACAUUGCUGAGAAGGUUUUUGAUCUCCUUAAGGAAGCAUGGAACAAAUUGAACUCUGAAGAGCUAUUUUAAGAUGUCUAAGGGGCAUCUUGUUUCUUUGCACGAGGGCUAUCGGGGAGGGUAUGUGAGUGGCCAGCUGCAGCAAAGCUUUGUCGUGAUUAUUAUUUUUUUAUUUUUUUGUGUUUCUAUGUGUUGAUCAUUCAAUGAUGCUUCUUAACUACAUGCGGCCUCAAGAAAGGGACUAUUUCUUUAUGACUGCUGUAAAUGUAUCUGGCUUUGAUCCAGUCAGUGGCGGUGUAGCAGAGGGGAUAGCCUUGUGGUUUUAUGCCUUCUCUGUAAUUAUAGCCUCGCUGAGCCGCCCCCACCUUGCAUCUAUUCUAUUUGAUGUCAUAGAUCUUUAUUUGAGGUACUCUGCUAUAUUUAGUGCAGUCUACUUAUUCCUUAAUAGUUAGAUCAGGUUUAAACACCUGAAAAUGAUGAAUUAAA